CUGAAAGUGUAUAUAAGUAGAAGUGGAACAACACUCACUUGCACAAAUUUUAAAAAUGAAGUAUUUGCAUAUCUUGGGACUCUUGGUCUUUUUGGCCGCUUCUGGAUCGACUUUCGAUCGCGAUAAGCAAUUCUACGGGAUUUCUAAGGAGCAUUUCGGGCAGCUGACGAUUCCGGAACAAAAACCUGCGCCUGUGGAACUUUUGCAGCACAAGAUAUCCUUCUCCCAAUCCAAACGUCAGUCCUUCACAGCAUUUGAUUUGCGUGUGAUACGUUUACUACGUAAAUUGGGGUUAUUGAAUAUCAAUGCUGAUCAACUGCUGGAUACUCUCGAAAAGGACAAGAAUCAAACACGACUUUCAUGAAGAUUUCUUUGAAUUCAUUUUUAUGGAAAAAACUUGGAAUUGAAAAAUGUAAUUUUUACCAUCGACC
Messenger RNA from Drosophila erecta, 431 nucleotides. RefSeq lists its product as uncharacterized. The record is from RefSeq and is a predicted model, not a curated record. The transcript has a single exon. NCBI's taxonomy places the organism in Eukaryota, Metazoa, Arthropoda, Insecta, Diptera, Drosophilidae. Bases 56 to 364 code for a protein of 102 amino acids.